Trypanosoma conorhini is the source of this 1791-nucleotide messenger RNA. Its product is annotated as pf20-like protein. The record is from RefSeq and is a predicted model, not a curated record. Bases 1 to 1791 code for a protein of 596 amino acids. The transcript has a single exon. Lineage: Eukaryota; Euglenozoa; Kinetoplastea; Trypanosomatida; Trypanosomatidae. Gene Ontology annotation, molecular function: protein binding.
AUGAAAUCAACCGCCGGGGCCGCCGCGGGGCAUCCCGCCGUGGAGGCGGAGCUGACGCAGAAGGAAAUGGAGUUGGAUGCUACCCUGUUGCCAAAAAUGGAGGACGUCGACUUUGACACCUUUCAGCGCACAGUGCAGCUGCAGCAGGAGCGCGGCAUGCCCCCUCCGCCGCGCCCCAUCCUCAAGCGAAUUCCGGAAUCCACGGAUGACUUUUUGCGAAACUUCUUUUUGCGCAACGGCAUGUACCGCACCAUGGAGGCGUUUGAGAUUGAGUGGUACGAAAAGUACGGGUCAAAGCCGCUCUCCGACGCCCCUGUGUUCGCGGACAACUACCUUGAGACCGCGGCACUGCAGGAUCGCAUUGAUGUCUUGGAGCAUCAACUUCGUCAACACGCCGAGUUGACGGCCAAAACGACAAGACUGUUUCUACAGGCAAAGAAAGAGCGGGACUUUCAUCGGGCCAACCACAACCGCGUGGUCCAGGAGAAGAACAGGAUUGCGAAGCUUCUUCGUCAGGCACAGAGUCACGCAGAGGAAGUUAACCCAACGCUGAACGAGCUUCGUCAGAAGUGUGAGACUUUGCACAAAGCAAAAUUAUUGCUUUCUAUAGAGAGGGACAAGCUGGAUGCCAAGGUUUCCAGGCUUGAGAAACAGGUGGAACAUAUGGAAAGGCGGCUAAACUCAGAUGAAGAAGGGGGUGCGGAAAGUCGUUCCAAAUCAACAGAAGUCUCAGCCAAACGAAAGGAGCGACAGGCCGCCAAAGCCACAGAUGCAAAGCCACAAGGAAGGAAAACUGUCACUCAAGCUGCUCGUGCGACCGACGGCGUGUCUGACGGAUUUCGCUGGCCUGCGGAUGAAAGACCAAGGCCUAAGCGUGCGGACAACACGUUUUCCGCUCUAACUGAGCCAUUGACAUGGGUUUGUCAAUCUACCUUUAAAGCGCAUUCCAUGCCGGUGACAAAGGUUUCCAUGCAUCCCGAGAAGCCAGCUGUCGCCAGCUCCAGCGACGACGGUACCUGGCGGCUCUCUGCGUUACCGCAGGGUGAACUUGUGAUGUCUGGUGACGGACACAAGAGUUGGAUCUCAGCUGUAGCUAUGCAUCCCACGGGGACCAUGGUGGCCACUGCCUCGGGCGACAAGACCGUAAAAUUGUGGGACUUUGCCACGAACAGUUGUAAGGUGACACUUAAAGGUCACUGUGACAGUGUAUGGUGUUUAGACUUUCAGGAAACUGGCCUUCUUUUAGCCAGUGGGGCGCUUGACCAAACGGCCCGCAUUUGGGACGCCACAACAGGCAAAUGCCGUCAAACACUACGGGGACACCUGGACACCGUGAAUGCUGUGGUGUGGAAGCCAUACACCAAUACACUUUGCACAGGUAGUGGCGACAAGACCGUUUCCUUGUGGGAUUGCCGUAUGAAUUGUUGUGCGCAGACGCUCUAUGGGCAUCGCAACGUCGUUCAGUCCGUGGCGGUAGUUGGCGCAACGGAGUCGCUGGCGUCCUGUGACGCGGACGGCGUUGUUGUGCUCUGGGACAUACGUCGCAUGGAGCAGCGACUCACGGUCGCCUGCGGACCUUACGCCGCAAACCACGUAGCUUCCGACAGCACCGGCACGUACCUUGUCGUCUCCAGCGACGACACCACCAUGAAAAUUGUUGAUGUCCCGAGCGCUAGCGUGGGAGAGCUUGCCGGGCACGAAGACUGCGUUCAGUGUGCCCUGUUUGACCCGUCGACCAACAGCUUCAUCGUCAGCGGCUGCAGCGACGGGACAAUUGGCUACUGGUGUUGA